Molecule: messenger RNA, 1914 nt
Organism: Carlito syrichta (Philippine tarsier)
Lineage: Eukaryota; Metazoa; Chordata; Mammalia; Primates; Tarsiidae
Gene: LILRB3
Product: leukocyte immunoglobulin like receptor B3
Exons: 13
Coding region: 1-1914 (637 amino acids)
Source: RefSeq, a predicted model, not a curated record
AUGGGAGGCUCUAGAGGGAAGGAAGAGCCCUCGGUCCCCCUCACCUGGAAGGGACUGACACAGGAAGGCACUGGGUCUAUUUGCUGCUAUAUCCUGGCCCUUGGGCUAAGUCUGGGACCCAUGACCCGAGCACAGUCAGGGGCCCCUCCCAAACCUACCCUCUGGGCUGAGCCAGGCCAUGUGAUCACCCUGGGGAGCCCCGUGACCAUGUGGUGUCAGGGGACCCCGGAGGCCCAGGAGUACUAUCUGAAGAAAGAGAGAAGCUCUGAGUUCCAGUACAUGCAGAUGACACAGAAACCUGGGAACAAGAGUAAGUUCUACAUCCCUUCCAUGACAAGGCAUCACACAGGAAAAUAUUGCUGUUACUAUUACAGUGGCAUUCACGCAUCACACUACAGUGACCCUCUGGAGCUGGUGGUGACAGGAUUCCUCGGAAAACCCACCCUCCUAGCCCUGCCCAGCCCUGUCGUGACAUCAGGAGGGAAGGCGACCCUCCAGUGUGGCUCUUGGAGGGGAUUUGAAAAGUUCAUUCUGGUUCAGGAAGGUGAACACAAGCACUCCUGGUCCCUGGACUCACAGCAACAACAUGAUGGGCAUUUCGAUGCCCGGUUCUCUGUGGGUCCCGUGAACCCCGGCCACAGGUGGACAUUCAGAUGUUAUGGCUAUUUUAGGAAUGAUCCCCAGGUGUGGUCGGAACCAAGUGAUCCUCUGGACAUCCUGAUCCCAGGAGUGUCUAGGAAGCCCUCCCUCCUGGCCCAGCAGGGCCCUGUCAUGGCCCUUGGCGAGAGCCUGACCCUCCAGUGUCGCUCUGAUGUCGCCUACGACAAGUUUGCCCUGUCCACGGAGGGGCAACAAUACCUCACCCAGCACCCUGGCAGGCAGCCCCAGGCUGGGAUCUCUCAGGCCGACUUCCCCCUGGGCCCUGUGAGUGACUCCCAUGGGGGUCAGUACAGAUGCUAUGGUGGACAAAACCUCUCCUCCCAGUGGUCGGCCCCCAGCGACCCCUUGGACAUCCUGAUCUCAGGAUGGCUCUCUGACAGACCCUUCCUCUUGGUGGAGCCGGGCCCCACGGUGACCUCAGGAGAGAAUGUGACCCUGCUGUGUCAGUCACGGUACCCACUGGACACUUUCUUUCUGUCCAAGGAGGGGUCAGCCGGUCCCCCCCGGUGUCAAAGUUUAAAGAUCCAAGCUCAGCAGUACCAGGGCGAGUUCACCAUGAGUCCUGUGACCUCAGCCCAUGGGGGCACCUACAGGUGCUACAGCUCACUCAGUACCUCCCCCUACCUGUUGUCACACCCCAGUAACCUCCUGGAGCUGGUGGUCUCAGGAUCUUCUGGGAGCCAAAGUCCCCCACCCACAGGAACCACCUCAACACCGGGUUUGAAAAGGUACCUGAAGAUUCUGAUUGGGGUCUCGGUGGCCUUCGUCCUGCUCCUCUUCCUUCUCCUCUUCGUCCUCCAUCGACACCGGCGUCAGGGCAAACGCAAGACCCAGAGAGAGGCUGAUGUCCAAUUUCCUGUGGGAGCUGCGAAGCCAGAGCCUGAGGACCGAGGCCUGCAGAGGAGGUCCAGCCUGGCUGCUGACAUUCAGGAAGAACACCUCUAUGUUGCGGUAAAGGACACACAGCCUGAGGACGGGGUGGAGCUGGACAGUCGGAGCCAACAUGAUGAGGACCCCCAGGGGGUGACAUAUGCCCAGGUGAACUUCUCCAGGCUCAGGCAGGGAGUGGCCUCACAAACAGAAGAGGACAGACAGAGGGACAGUCAGGUUGCAGCAUCUGAAGCCCCUCAGGAUGUGAUCUACGCCCAGUUGUCCAGCUCAACUCUCCGACAGGAGAUGCCUAACCCUUUCUUGUCCCAAGGAGGGGACCCUCCAUCUGAGCCCAGCUUGUACACCACUCUGGCCACCCGUUAG